This is a messenger RNA of Trichomonas vaginalis G3, 1584 nucleotides long. RefSeq lists its product as uncharacterized. The coding region runs from base 1 to 1584 and encodes 527 amino acids. The record is from RefSeq and is a predicted model, not a curated record. The transcript has a single exon. NCBI's taxonomy places the organism in Eukaryota, Parabasalia, Trichomonadida, Trichomonadidae.
AUGAAUGAAAAUGAAACUAUACCUUUUCCAUAUAAUCCUCAGGACAUAAGGUUUAAACAGACGUCAAGCAAGAUAUUUGCCAAGGAAGGCGUCAAAAGGCCAAUAGAUCCUUAUGCUUGGAUUACAAGUGGCACUAUUAAAGAAAUAGAAAAGGGGUUACCUCUUUUGCAUGAGACUCAAUAUGCACAAUCAGUCGUAGAAGUACAAAAACAAAGUGAUAAUUCAAUUACAAAGACAAAAGAUUUAUUAAAAGCAAUUUUAGAUGAUAAUACUGAUGAAGAGCUAAGUUUACAAGAAAUGAAACAGCAAGCAGAAGAAGAAAGACGACAAAAAUUACUUAAACAGCAGGAAAUUGAAGAAAGAAAGAGAAGAAAUUCUUCAUGUUUUCUUCAUAACAAAGAUUCCGGGGAUAUUAUCUCAAACAUAGGAACACUUAAUUUCAAAACAAUUAAAAAACCUCUUCAAUUGCCAGAAGGAGAAAAUCCUUUUCCUGAAGCCACACAUAUGAAAUCAUUCAGACCUAAAAUGGAUUCUACAAUACCAAUCAUCAAGCAAGAGAUUAAAAAGUCAUUCAAAUACGGAUUUGAACCAUUUGAAGGUAUCGAAACCGAUGAAGAUUUCCCAAUUGAUGGUUUAAUGAAGCCAGAUUCAGUUCCUCCACCAGCAGAAACGCCAGUAACAGGUAUAGAUGAUGCAGAUGAACUUGAUAAAGAAACUCCUUCCCUUUUAAUUGAUCCAUACAAGCAAGAAAUUUUCUGGAGUAAAACUAAGGCUCCUUUCACUCGGGAAGAAGUUAAUCUUCUUUAUACUAUGCGAAAUCAAAGUGAUUUAAUGGCAGAUCGGCUUGAAAAACGCUUUGAUCGUCAAAAUCAAAAAAGAAUCGCGUCAAUUAGGACAACUUUCCAAAGUAGAAAAGCUUUUAUGAAACGACUUGAUUUAAUACACCAAGAUAUUGAUCGUAUUACUAAUAUUGGCCCUGGAAAAGGUCUUGCUCAUGUUCCUCAAUCUCCUUGGGUCGAAGCUUCUCAACUUGCGAUGGAUGACAAUACUUCCCUUCCAUACAGAAAGAAACAGUGGCAGAAUUUUGUGGAUUUCAUAGCCCAGCACGGAUAUAUUUCUAAUGAUUCACAACAAAGGGCAGCAAUGAACUUAAGGCAUUUCUUAAUGUCCGGAGAUGCUGUUGAUGAGAAAAUGUUCUGGAAUUUCAUGGACCAAUUAUCAUUUGACGAUUUUACUGUUACUUCAACGAUGCUGAUAGUAGAAUACCUUAGAAGAGACUUUGGAGUAACGAUGAGUGACGUUGUUUCUUAUUUACAAGAGAAAAAAGUUUCGACAUAUUUUUAUGACGAAGCUUGUCAAAUGUACGAUAGCGUUUCGACUGUUAAAAAGCAGAAGAAGAGAAUAAUGGUCGAUCCUGAGCAUUGUGACGCUCAAACGCUCGCUCAACUCGGAAUUUGGGAGAAAACUAACAGAAUUAAGUUCCCACACCUCAAAGAUUCUGAAGAAUACAAGAAAAUUGUUGGUGAGAAAAGUAAACCAAAGAAGAAAACCAAAAGAAGAGUGUCAAUUGAUGAUCGUUAUUAA